AUGGUGAAUCGCGUUUAUGAACGUAAAGUUGCACACAACAAUGAGGCCAGACUUGCUUCCAGCUUCAUUUGGAGUACAGGCAAACUCAUCUAUUAUCGAUUUUUUGCAAAAGUGUAUGGAUUUUGUGGCUCGUUUGCAUCAGUAGCGAUGGUGAACUCGACAUGGACAAAGGGGCAUAUUGACGAAUUAUGGCACACCAAAGCAGAGAUUGUUUAUCCACCUUGCGAUACAGAAAGGCUAAACGUGUUACCCUUGCAAGGUAGAAAACCCAUCAUUGUCAGUGUUGCCCAGUUUAGACCAGAGAAGGAUCAUUCUUUACAGUUAAAAUCGUUGGCAAAGAUGAUGGAGAAGUAUCCUCAGACAAAAUCCAUGGGGGUUGAGCUGGUCUUGAUCGGAAGUUCCAGAAACGAAGGUGAUGCGAAUCGAAUUGAUAGAUUGCGUAAAGAGGCUGUUGAACUGGGAAUUGAGGAUUACGUAAGGUUUGAGGUCAAUGCUUCUUACAAUCUAUUGGUUUCGAGUCUGGGUAUGGCCAAGGUCGGACUUCAUACGAUGUGGAAUGAACAUUUUGGUAUUGGCGUUGUAGAAUACAUGGCAGCAGGAUUAAUCCCAGUGGCUCAUCAAUCCGGUGGGCCUAAAUUGGAUAUUGUGACAGAAUAUGAUGGAAAGCCAACGGGCUUUCUUGCUGAUUCAGUGGAUACUUUUGCUGAUGCUUUGUAUACCGCCUUAUCUUUAUCAGAAGAGGAGUAUGAACAAAUCGCAUCCAAUGCUCGAGCAUCCGCUUCCGAUAAAUUUUCUGAAGAGGCUUUUAGUUCGGAUCUUUUAUGUGCCCUUCGUCCGUGUUUGACUUAA
Molecule: messenger RNA, 849 nt
Organism: Mucor mucedo
Lineage: Eukaryota; Fungi; Mucoromycota; Mucoromycetes; Mucorales; Mucoraceae
Exons: 3
Coding region: 1-849 (282 amino acids)
Biological process (GO): protein N-linked glycosylation
Cellular component (GO): endoplasmic reticulum membrane
Molecular function (GO): GDP-Man:Man(3)GlcNAc(2)-PP-Dol alpha-1,2-mannosyltransferase activity
Source: RefSeq, a predicted model, not a curated record